Molecule: messenger RNA, 3085 nt
Organism: Phragmites australis (common reed)
Lineage: Eukaryota; Viridiplantae; Streptophyta; Magnoliopsida; Poales; Poaceae
Product: nucleolar protein 12-like
Exons: 9
Coding region: 419-2455 (678 amino acids)
Biological process (GO): mRNA processing; regulation of mRNA stability
Cellular component (GO): nucleus; cytoplasm
Molecular function (GO): poly(A) binding
Source: RefSeq, a predicted model, not a curated record
AAAGCAAUAAAAAGGCAAAAACCCAAUAAAAUCUCGUCUCGCCUGCAGCCCCGUCGCCCACCCCAUUUCCACGCGUCGUCGCCGCCUUCCGGCGAGUCCAGUCAGCCCCCGCCACGCCGGCGAAGCUUCCUGACCCCGCGGCGGUUCCGAUAAGGCGCAAAAGCCCAAACAAAAACCCAAUAAAAUCUCGCCUCGCCUGCAGCCCCGUCGCCCACCCCAUUCCCACGCGUCGCCGCCGCCUUCCGGCGAGUCCGGCCAGCCCCUGCCACGCGCGGCGAAGCUUCCUGACCCCGCGGCGGUUCGGAUAAGGCGGUCGUCGCCGCCCGCUCCCUUUCGUCCCCACUCCUCUUCGGCCCCGGGACCUAAUCGGGCUGGAUCUAGGGUUGCGUGGGGAGGGGUUCUGGAAGCCCCCACCGCGAUGGAGGCGGCGGCCGAUCCUGCCGGCGACGCCCACACCUUCAAGGCCGACUUCACCGCCACCGGCGUGGAGCUGCUCCGGGGUUGCGUGCGGGAGAAGCUGCGCGAGUUCAUGAGCGGCCCCGACGACACCCUCGUGGAUUACGUUAUUCUCUUGCUUAGGAAUGGAAGAUGCAAGGAUGAGGCCAGUAAGGAGCUCAAUGUAUUUCUAGAGGAUGAUAGUGCAGUAUUCGUUUCCUGGUUAUGGGAUCAUCUUUCUUUACAUUUGCACCUUUAUGUGCAAGCACAAGAAGAAGACCAGGAGAUAAAGGAUGCUGAGGCCCCCAAAGAAGUAUCUGGGAGACAAAAAUCAUCAGAGGUGCUCUCAAAAACCAAAGGUCAAACUCAUUCUGAGCUAGCAAUUGAAUCAAGUACGACAACUAGAAGACGGAAUAAGAGGGAAUGGAAAGGAAUUGGUCGGGAGGGUAAUGAAAAUUUUCCACUUCGAAGUGUGCUAACCGAUAUUCUUCACGGAGAGGAGAAAAGAUCGCAAAAGUCUAAUGAAAUACAACGCCCUCCAUCAAAACAACAGAAUGGCAGGAAGCGUGACAGGGAUGAUGAACCACAGCAAACGAAGAGGGACUUGUCUUCACGUCCUAUGAUUGGUGGUGGUGCUUCACGUCGUCUUCUACAGUUCGCUGUUCGUGAUGCUGUAAAAGCUGUACAGCCAGCCAGCAGCUCUACUGAACCAGCAUCCAAGCGUCUACGCUCUGUGGUUUCCACAGCAUCUGCAGACAAACUGCAUGAUAAGAGACCAGAAAGAUCUCAAGACAACCUGAAUGAUAGAAGAUCAGAAAGAACUAGGCCAAUUCUACAGGCUCAAGGAGCUGCUUUAGCUCUCAGAGCUGCUGCCAAGGCUGCUGCAGAUUCUACGAAAGUUAGAUCUACUGGAACUGUUUUCAAGCGAUUGGGUCAAGGGAAUAUUGUCAGACAGCCAUCUCGUGAAGAGAAGAGAGAUUAUGAAGAUUUUGAACCAGUAACCACUGUAGAUGAACAUGAUUCUGAUCAAUAUGAUAAUGAUGAGGAAUCUGGAGAGCUGACCAUGGCAGAUAGGGAAGCUGAAAUGAAUGUUGAUUCUACCUCUGAUGAUGAUGUGAACCAAGAUGACGAGAUUACAAGAUACCAAAGUUCUGGUUCACAUGAAGGUGCUUUCUCAUCGUUUGUAGAGAAGAAAGCUUUAUUGGUGAAAUGCAGUGUUGAACCAGAGACCAAUGCAAUAAGGCCAUCAAGUGUGAUCGAUGAAGAGCAACUUGUUUCUUCAUCGACUACAACAGCAAGUAAAACUGUGGCUAUUCCUGUUGAUGUGAAUACUGUGGAACCUCUCAAUUAUGAAACACCAAAAGAUGUUCAUGUUGUGGAGAAGCCUUACAUCACACCCAUGAAUGCAAAUGUCACCAGUAUGGCUAGCAAUGUCAAAGAAUUGGGUCGUGCAGAAGUUCAAAAGGAUUCUCCGCGGUCUGCACAGUCUGUUGCAGUUUCAUAUAGCACAGCGCAUCCGAUCGAGGAUGCGGAUUCAAGAACCCUCUAUGUCAGCAAUGUUCACUUUGCUGCCACCAAGGACUCAUUAUCUCGCCAUUUCAACAAGUUUGGUGCAGUACUGAAAGUAGUCAUUGUCACUAAUGCUGCAACGGGGCAGCCAACAGGAUCCGCAUAUGUAGAGUUUUUACACAAAGAAUCAGCUGAACGAGCUUUGUCAUUGAAUGGCACAUCAUUUAUGACUCGUAUUCUCAAGGUCGUCCGGCGAAGUUCUCAUGAAGCUGCUCACUUUUAUGGUUGGCCUGGUAGUGGACGAUCAUCAUUGUAUGCUAGGCAUGGUAGAAUGGCAUACCCAAGGGCUGUUCUCCCUGGCAGUUCCUUUAGAGGGCGUGCUCCGAUGAAAGCGGGUGCUAGAAGUUUACAGUGGAAACGUGAACCUUCAGGCACUAAUUCAAGUGCAGGUACGAAACCUGACAUGAGUGUGCCGUUGUUUUCUGAACAGGUGCUCCCUCCUGCCACAUAGUGGUGCAUAUUAUAGUUGAGCUGAUAAUGAGAACCAAUUGGUAUCUUGCCUGUCGCCCCGAAUGUUUGAAUCAGGACAACAAGCUGAGAAGACUGUUCCUGCAAACCUACUGUUUUGUAAAAAGUCCCAAAAAAAAGCAUGAAAAAUACAAAAAGCUAAAAAAAAGAAAAUGGGGGAGGAGAUUGGCAUCUGAAUAUGAUAAGCUACCAUGCUGAUUAUUGGAGUUAGUCCUCUUCUUGCGCGAGCAGUUUUCUUCAUACUCCAGCCAUCUGAAAGAAGCUUAGUCACAGUUGAAAUAAUUGCAACCGUCCUGGUUGUAUUGGUGGUCUCAUGGACAAGGAUUGAUGAACAUAUGCUUCUAACUGUGGGAUGGCAGAUGCAUAUCAAAUUGACCAAGACGAGGAGCAGUUUAUGGACAAGAUAUUUAGCGACAAUCUGCGCUUCAUCGAUGUAAGCUUCAAUUGUAUAGCAACAACCAAUCUAUUUGUACUCUUCUCUGGAUCAGUCUCUUUCCCAACAAAAAAAGUAAAAAAGGAAAACAAAAGUUUACCUCUUUUUGUUUUUUCUAAUGAACUGUGCUAUUUAAUGUACCGAUAUCACUUUUUUAGUUGAACAUUAUUUUGUGUCAAA